Molecule: messenger RNA, 4339 nt
Organism: Pristis pectinata (smalltooth sawfish)
Lineage: Eukaryota; Metazoa; Chordata; Chondrichthyes; Rhinopristiformes; Pristidae
Product: dual specificity mitogen-activated protein kinase kinase 2
Exons: 11
Coding region: 213-1415 (400 amino acids)
Biological process (GO): protein phosphorylation
Molecular function (GO): protein kinase activity; ATP binding
Source: RefSeq, a predicted model, not a curated record
CGCCGGGAAAGCCUGCUUGCUCCGGAAGCGGUUGACGGCGCAGGGCCUGACCUUCCCUCCGUGUGUCGGAGGAGCGGCCGCCAGUGAAAUUCAAAUGUGAGGCAGAGGGAGGCCGGCGGACAGGACAGGACAGGACAGGGGAAGGGAAGAGAAGAGGAGCGAGGGCAAGGCCGAGAGCACACAGCGAGGAGCCGGCCGCGGGGAGCAGCACCAUGUUCGCCAAGCGGAAGGCGGUGCUGCCCGCUCUCACCAUCACAACCACGGUCGGGGAGGGACCGUCCCCCGCCAGAGAGGACACGGCCGAUGCUAACCUAGUAACCCUACCAAAGAAGUUGGAGGAACUUGAGCUUGAUGAGCAGCAGAAAAAUAGACUUGAAGCCUUUCUUACACAGAAGGCCAAAGUUGGUGAAUUGAAAGACGACGACUUUGAUAAGAUAUGUGAGCUGGGUGCUGGUAAUGGGGGCGUUGUCACCAAAGUACGUCACAAGCCAUCAGGUCUUAUUAUGGCAAGAAAGCUGAUUCACUUAGAAAUAAAGCCUGCCAUUCGCAAUCAGAUCAUCAGAGAACUCCAGGUGCUUCAUGAAUGUAACUCUCCAUAUAUUGUGGGCUUCUAUGGAGCAUUUUACAGUGAUGGUGAAAUCAGUAUAUGCAUGGAGCACAUGGAUGGCGGUUCUCUGGACCAGGUGCUGAAGGAAGCCAGGAGAAUUCCAGAGGAAAUCCUAGGAAAAGUCAGCAUAGCAGUCCUAAGAGGGUUGGCAUAUUUAAGAGAGAAGCAUCAAAUCAUGCACAGAGAUGUGAAACCAUCCAACAUUUUGGUUAAUUCUCGUGGUGAGAUAAAGCUCUGUGAUUUCGGAGUAAGUGGUCAGCUCAUUGACUCGAUGGCAAACUCCUUUGUGGGAACUCGUUCUUACAUGUCUCCAGAGAGACUCCAAGGCACCCACUACUCUGUGCAGUCUGAUAUCUGGAGUAUGGGCCUUUCCUUGGUUGAGAUGGCAAUCGGAAGAUAUCCGAUACCCCCUCCUGACAUGAGGGAGUUGGAGGCCAUCUUUCAGUGCCAAGUAAUGGAUGGAGCAGGAGGGGAAUCGCAUAGCACGUCACCCAGAUCAAGGAGUCAAGGGCGCCCCAUCAGUGGGCAUGGAAUGGACAGUCGACCAGCCAUGGCUAUCUUUGAACUUCUGGAUUAUAUUGUUAAUGAGCCGCCACCUAAACUCCCCAUUGGUGUAUUUUCACAAGACUUUCAAGAGUUUGUAAAUAAAUGUUUAUUCAAGAAUCCUGCUGAACGAGCAGACUUGAAACUACUCAUGAGCCACACGUUCAUUAAGCGGUCUGAAGUAGAGGAGGUGGAUUUUGCUGGCUGGUUGUGUAAAACCAUGGGGCUGAACCAGCCCAGCACCCCAACACGCAUCGCUGUGUGAGCGACAACCAAGAGCCCUCCUCCCCCCCCUCCCCCAGUGCUCCCAUUCACCUCUGCUGAUGUCAACCACUACUGUCGUGCCUGUGGCGUAAAAAAAAGGAUUCUCCCUGCAUUCAGAAACUGUGUGAGGAGGUUUACAUUCAGGCAGCAUUGGCAGUUCUUUCAAAAGAGGCACUGUCUUUCUUUAGCUGGUUAAUUCUUAGUUGGGCGUGGUCAUGGGUGUUGAUAUUACAGGUGACAGUGAUUUCUGCUUGCCAGCAACUUGAAGUCUGUCAUUCAAGACACAAAAUCGUUCUUUAUCAGUGGGUUCUGCUCAUUGUCAAAUUACAGCAGCUAAUUUCAAAGUCUUACAUCACAUCUCCUGCCAUUGAUAGAAUGAUUUUAAUUGAUUAGAGUCAAGAUUUGCAUUUCAUAAAUAGCCAUAUUUGGUGUGAUUGAUAUUUUUUUCCUUAAUCACAGUAGUGCCAUAUGAAUUUAUGUUCUUAAAGGAAUGCAGAUUGAAGCAGCAUAUUCAGAAUUUGUUCAGCAUACAGCUCUUAAGGAACAACUAGGUUGCCAGAUGAGGUAGGAGUUAUCAAAAACAGAUUAAUUUUUAGUGUUCUUUUAUUUAAUGUCCCAAAGAUUCUGAAUUAAACUUUAAAACUGAAUGGUAUCUUACACUAUUUGAAGCUUUCAAUAUUGGUCAUUUUUCUUAUAGUUCAAUACUUGUUAUAACAUUCAACCAGUGAUUGUGCAAGUGAUUUAACAACCUAUUAUAUUUUUCUUGCACCUCUUCCAAAAAUAGUUGUGGGUAGCUGGAGUUAAGGGCCUUCACAGGGUAUGCUUUCUUCUCAAAUAACCAAUAUUAUAAAUCUAUUGACAGUGAAGUUAAUAUCCCAAAUGCAUUGGCCACAAAUGCAUAUCUUGGUAAUAUUGUGCAUAUUAUCACUGUAGAUGUUACUUUAACUCCUGCCUUUAUAUGUAAUGUGUUAUCAGAAUUCCUUACAGUUUGAAUCUAGAGGCAGAUUAAGGGAUUUAACUACCUCUAAGUGGUGGUUCAGUGAAAUGACUAUUUGUAGUGUUUUGAGAGCCAGCACUGACCUAUGCUAUGAAUAUUCAAAUUUAAUUUUGUUGUAGAUCCUUGUAGAUUACAGGUGUUUACUAGUAGGUGAUGGUGAGUAAAAGAUACCAGUCCUUAGGAUUGCAGAUGCUUCACAAUGGGAUAGACUGGGUGGAAGGCAAGUCCUUUUAUUGGUUUAAUUAGAAGUGUAAAAGACAUCCUUCGUUCUAUAUGUAUUGGAAAUGUUACAUUCAGACUUCCUAUUUCAUUGUUAAGACAUUUAGCAUAUUUGAUAAAUUCUUUCAAAAUGCCAGUAGCACUGCAGGAAAGUUAGAACUGCCAUUAGGAACUAAAUAUUGGUUAACAACUCAAACUGAGGAGGGAGAGAAAUGUGCUUAGUUUUAUAAUUAGAAUUCUGCUAAUUUUCAACAAAAGAAAACUUUGACCAUUAGAUGGUACAAGAGGUUUUGAACCACUUCUAUCAAUGAGCUAGAGUAAAAUAUUCCUGAAGGUAAUAAAAUAUGGGAACACAAUCAAUACAGCUUAACAUCCUCCUCAGUCUUCAAACUGACACUGUUGUCCAAACUGUACAUCUAUAUUGGGAUUUGUUAUUUUAUAAGGGAAUAGAGUUUAAAUUAAUCAUCUAAAGGAAGACACUGUUUUCUUUUUCAAUUCAGCUUUGCCUCCUUGAGUUGUAAAUUGUAAUGUCUUAGUUUAUAUUGUUUUAAAACAAAAGAAGAUUUUACCUUUUAUUUCCAUUCUUAGGUCCACUCUUUAGUUCACAAUUUAUUAAAUGUUUUAAAUUUGCUGCUUCACUGCUGGACAUGGCUUGUUUGCUGGGUGAGAGCUUGUUUCUGAUGAAUAGGGGUUUGGUCUUUACAAGCACUGGCUUUCUAAAAAUUCUUAUCGUUGCAGGUAAAAUAUGUCCCCCACCCCCCACCACCAUAUCUUAUGUCCAUUUAAGUUCCUAGAAGAUCAGCCUGCCUUCUGGCUAUCAGGCUUCUUAGAGUAAAUACAUUUUACAAUUUCAUUUACUGUGUACUAGAAUGACAAAAUCUAGUUCAUUUGUGAAAUAUUACAUUUGAUAGAAUUUAGUGCAGCUUGGAGUUGUGAUGCUCGGUUUGGUUCAAGGAUGUUAUUCACAACCCAAUGGCCUUUUAGCUGACGUUAUUUUGGCUGCAGUAUAAUCCCCUGCAUGGCAACCAAGCCUCCAGUAUCAACGUCGAAGCACUCCAAGGGCCAGCCUACCAAUCAAAAGCAGUGCAUGUGAUUUGUCUCCAUCUACAGGAAAAGUUAACUGAUAAAUAUUGAUUAAGCAUUGUCCUGAAUAAUAAUGCCAUGAUUUCCUAACCCAUUUGUGUUGUGAAAUGCACCUUCCACUGAAAGUGCUGUGCACCCAGUCUCAUUCUUUCAUUGCUUCUAUUAGAACACAUCCAGUUCAGAAUCAUGAAAAAUAUUGAUAUUCCUGAAUGGAGACAGUGAGACGAAAAGGGCAAAGUUCAUAUCGUAUUUUACACACUUUAAAGAAGAACUAUUCACAUAAUUAUUUGUGAAAAUUCAGAGGUUUUUUUGCUUCUGGCUUGCUUCACAUCUUUGUCACUGAACUAUAUAGCAGCCAAAUGGUUUUGACACAAACUGCACCCCGAAUGUACUUCUGAGGGAAUGUGAAUCCAUUUUAAGUGCCUGGGGGAAUGAAGAUGAAUUUACUUUAAGAAAUACAUGUGAAACCAGUUUAUUACACUGAGCUAACGAAGGUAAAAGAAACGCACUGUGAUUAGAAUGAUGGAGUGGAGUUUUGUGCUGGGAUCUCAGUUGUCUGUGUUGUGCUCCUGUAUUGUCAAUGGAUUGUACAUGCCUAUGCCUUUAAAUAAAUAAUAUACAUGUAA